Messenger RNA from Hydractinia symbiolongicarpus, 885 nucleotides. RefSeq names its product melanopsin-like. The coding region runs from base 1 to 885 and encodes 294 amino acids. The record is from RefSeq and is a predicted model, not a curated record. Gene Ontology annotation, molecular function: G protein-coupled receptor activity. The transcript has a single exon. NCBI's taxonomy places the organism in Eukaryota, Metazoa, Cnidaria, Hydrozoa, Anthoathecata, Hydractiniidae. Gene Ontology annotation, biological process: G protein-coupled receptor signaling pathway. Gene Ontology annotation, cellular component: membrane.
AUGCCGAAUAAUGCUACCGAUUUGAUGAAAUGUGUUGGCUUGGAUCGAAUCUUGAUAUUAACACCUUUGUCAAGAAUAAAUUAUAUCAUACAUGCGUCCGCCAUUUUAAUACUAUGUUUUUGUACGCUUGCGUGUAACAGUCUUUACAUAUACACUGUGUUUAGAGUCAAAAAGUUACGAGAAUCUUCCAAUGUUUUGUACAUUCUACUGUCCGUGUCUGACUUACUGUCUAGUUUGACUCGCUUACCCAUCUACGCCUACUUGCUUGCCGGUGUUAUAUCCAAUAAGCCACAAUGCUUUUUGCUGGACCUUCUAGCUACACAUGGUUUUAUUUUCUCCACAAUGUCAAUGUUUGCGAUCAGUUUUAUUUCUGUCGAAGUUUACCUAGCUGUGUUGAAACCCUUCCUUUAUAGACGGUUGGUGAAAGGAAAAGUUUUGAAGGUACUUCUCUUGUUAGCAUGGAUACCCUGUAUUGCCAUCCCAAUAUUGGUUAUGUAUGUCUACCCCAGCGUUUUUAGUUACUACAGAUCGUUUCAAGUGCUGUUCGUCGUAAUCAUGUACGCCUGCUUAAUCGUAUAUCAACGAUACAUAUACUGUUAUAUAAAAAAAAAUGAAAGAAGUUGUAACGGGUACAAGAGAAAAGUAGCAAGAAUCGCUGUGCAAGUCUUAGCGGUUUAUGGUUUAUGUUUUAUUCCGUGGUUAGUUGUAGCAGUAAUUUAUCGAUUUUAUCAUUCAGAUUUGAUUAUCGUUUUCGUAUACCCGUGGUGUAUAUAUUUUGUAUAUUUAAACUCGUUGUUUGACACGUUCAUUUAUGGAUUUCGUUCUAAACACGAUAGAAGGGAAGCUCUGGAAUUUUGGGGUUUUAAUCGAGUAAAUCCUGGUUAA